AUGGAAAGAAUUUGUGUCGUUUCUGAUGGAAACGAAUAUGUGUCCCAGAAAGUAAUUCGUUAUUUGGCAUGGUUAUCUAUAAAGUCAAAGUUUUUUGAAAACAAUGGAGACUCUGAAAAGACUGCGUCAGAAUUGAUCGAGUGGUAUUCCGACGAAAGCGCUUCCGUGGCUAUUUUGAAUUCCAAAAAUUACAUCGAAGACUACAAGCCAAUUUUCAAGGAAUAUGGUAUUCAAGUAUUUUUCAUGGGCAGUGGUAAAACCAGUCCUGGUGAUGAUAAUUCUUUUAUUCACUUUAAUGGCAGUGAUAUUAUCAUCAACCAAAUUACAAGCCAUCUACAAUCCCGUAUUUCUUACUUUACAUUGAAUCUCAAACCUAGACCAAGAACAAUAUACUUGUCUAGACAUGGUGAAUCCAUGUUCAAUGUUACUGGGCAGUUAGGAGGUGACGCUGAUUUGUCUCCGAGAGGAUUUGCAUAUGCCAAAAAAUUGCCUGAGCUUAUAAAAGCCGAUACUGAUGCUGAAUUGACGGUAUGGACAAGUACAUUGAAACGUACUGGUCAAACUGCUAGCUAUCUUCCAUACCGUAAAUUGGAAUGGAAAGCUUUGGACGAAUUGGAUGCUGGGCAAUGUGACGGUUUGACUUACCAACAGGUUGAAGAGCAAUUUCCUGAAGAUUUUAGAGCUAGAGACGAGAACAAGUUUGAGUAUAGAUAUCGUGGAGGUGAAAGUUAUCGUGACAUCAUUAUCCGUUUAGAACCGAUUAUCAUGGAAUUGGAACGUCAAGAGAACAUUAUGAUCAUUACGCAUCAAGCAGUAUUGCGUUGUCUCUAUGCCUAUUUCAUGAAUGUUCCGCAAGAAGAGAGUCCAUGGAUGCUGAUUCCGUUGCACACUUUGAUCAAAUUAGAGCCAGGUGCCUAUGAAACUAAAGUAACCAAAAUCAAAGCAAACAUUCCAGCUGUCAGUACCUACAAAGAAAAGGGUACUUCCCAAUUAGGAGAAUCUGCCACCAGCAGCAGUUCUAAAAGUAGAGACUUGAUCAACAAUUGCUGA
Candida tropicalis MYA-3404 is the source of this 1050-nucleotide messenger RNA. RefSeq names its product fructose-2,6-bisphosphatase. The transcript has a single exon. The record is from RefSeq and is a predicted model, not a curated record. Lineage: Eukaryota; Fungi; Ascomycota; Pichiomycetes; Serinales; Debaryomycetaceae. Gene Ontology annotation, cellular component: cytosol. Bases 1 to 1050 code for a protein of 349 amino acids. Gene Ontology annotation, molecular function: fructose-2,6-bisphosphate 2-phosphatase activity; 6-phosphofructo-2-kinase activity; ATP binding. Gene Ontology annotation, biological process: fructose 2,6-bisphosphate metabolic process.